AUGCGAGAAGCAACUCGCCUAGGCAGUCAAGGAACUGGAAGCAAUGGUCGCGAGGGGCCACAGGGGUAUCGGAUCCCACAGGAUAUCGCCCCCUACAAAGACGAGUUGGGCGAAUGGCACCCUCCGAGACUCUCCGGUCGAUACAAGGCUGAUGUAGAGAAGCAGUACCUUAUGAACAGUCUGCCAUGGGUUUGGUCCAAUGACUACUAUAACCAGCGCUUGCACAUCUGGGACUGGGAACCUCGUGGGCUGAAGCGAUGGUACAAGAAGCACUGGCGCAAGGCGCAAGUCGAUGAAGCCUUGAAACGCGCGGAUGAGAUGAUCGAAGACUACCGCAAGGAACGCCGCCAGGCCAAGAGACUGAGCUGGAUCGAAACCAUUGUGAAGGAGUUUGCGGGAAAUGAACUUGCUGGGCCCUACAUCCGGCAGCAGAAGAAGCCGAAACUCUGA
This is a messenger RNA of Cladocopium goreaui, 450 nucleotides long. NCBI's taxonomy places the organism in Eukaryota, Dinophyceae, Suessiales, Symbiodiniaceae. The record is from the annotation of a GenBank genome assembly.